Impatiens glandulifera is the source of this 970-nucleotide messenger RNA. Its product is annotated as agamous-like MADS-box protein AGL12. Gene Ontology annotation, cellular component: nucleus. Gene Ontology annotation, biological process: positive regulation of transcription by RNA polymerase II. Gene Ontology annotation, molecular function: DNA-binding transcription factor activity, RNA polymerase II-specific; RNA polymerase II cis-regulatory region sequence-specific DNA binding; protein dimerization activity. The transcript has 7 exons. NCBI's taxonomy places the organism in Eukaryota, Viridiplantae, Streptophyta, Magnoliopsida, Ericales, Balsaminaceae. The coding region runs from base 120 to 728 and encodes 202 amino acids. The record is from RefSeq and is a predicted model, not a curated record.
AUCUGCUAACUAGUAGUGACGCAUCAACCUCGAAGCUAGUUCAAACUAGUGGGAGGUUGUUUGCCUAGUACGUAGCAAUCAAACCAAACAGACCCUUAAAAAAGUUCUAUAUCAGAGAUAUGGCAAGAGGAAAGGUUCAAAUGAAGAGGAUAGAGAACCCGGUUCAUCGUCAAGUCACCUUCUGUAAACGCAGAACCGGUUUACUAAAGAAAGCCAAAGAACUUUCUAUCCUUUGUGAUGCUGAGAUCGGAAUUCUUAUUUACUCUGCCCAUGGAAAGCUCUAUGAACUCGCCACUAACGGGACUAUGCAAGGUCUAAUGGACAAGUACGUGAAGACAACCGCCGGCGCCGGCAGCUCUGAAACCACCGUUGACGGCAAGGCAAAGGAGAAGCAAGAAAUUGAUAUGCUGAAGAAUGAGAUUGACUUUCUGGAAAAGGGCCUGAGGUACAUGUUUGGAGUGGGAAGUGGCACAAUGACACUUGAUGAAAUGAAUACACUCGAGAAGAAUCUAGAAGUCUGGAUUUAUCAUGUCCGAUCAGCGAAAAUGGAUAUCAUGUUCCAAGAGAUUCAAUUGUUGAAGAACAAGGAGGGCAUAUUAAAAGCAGCAAACAAACAUCUCCAAGACAAGAUGGAUGAACAUUUUUGGGGAACUAGUAACUUUCUGCCAGUGAAUAGUAGUAACCAAUAUUAUCCACUAACAGUAGAUAGUGAAAUUUAUCAGGUGUGACAUAUAUAUUAUUAGGCAUAUAUAUAUCCUAGCUAAACUAUUGGUAAGUAGUUUAUGUUUUGGAUUAAUAAUUAAUAAAUUAAUAAUGGGAUAAUGGGUUUGUUCUGGAUUUUCUGCUUACUUUAUUGAAAUAAUUAAUAUGGCAUUUAAUUAUGCCUUAGGUCUCAUCUUUAAGAUUGUCAUAAUUUCAUGUGCGACAAUUAUGUAAUGUAAUGCAUAGUAAUUUGUGAUAAAUGUCUUGU